AACAGGCGUGGUGCGGUGAGAACACAACUAGGGAGAUAAAGAUGGCGUAGGAAGGACGAUCCAGAUUCCACUGCCCACAGGACAGACACAGCACCCGGAGAAUCCCCGCUUUCCCGCCGGGAAAUCCCCCCGAACUCUCUCCAGCUUGAUUUCAAAAGUUGCGAAACUACCGAGGGCUUCCGGACAGCAGCCGCCCCAGAUCCGGGCUCUCAUCCCGAGGCCCCGAGGCCCGGAUGCCGCAGAACCGCGGGGUGGGGUGGAGGGGCUGUUUCCAAACGAGCGGGAACAGAAAACCGAAACCAAAACCAGUCAGCCAGCUCCCGCCGCGCCGCCCGCGCUGCGCUAGCUCUGGGCGCCGCCGGCUGCUGAGGGCGCGUCUCUCCUCGGCCAUGGCAUCAGUUUUGAAGGUCAAGGAAUCCGAAGCUUCUGAAAGAACCAUUGUAGUUGCUGGUCUUCCAGUUGGUUCCGUCACUGAUCAAUCGCUGACCGUAUUAGUGAAGAGUCACUUUCAAGAUAUUGAGAAUGGGGGUGGAGUUGUUGAAGAUGUGAUAUAUCCAACAAGAACCAAGGGAGUUGCAUAUGUAACAUUCAGAGAAAAAAAAGUUGCAGAGAAUGUCAUCAGAAAAAAGAAACACUAUCUAGCAGAGAUGGUCAGACCCGCUCAACUCACCGUCUCCCAUUUUAGUGAAAAGGUCUUCAGCUCUGUAAAUGCUGUCCUUGAUCUUUCGGUUUUUCGGAGUCAAAUUGGUCUGAGAAGUCUGGUAAUGGACCUGAAAAGGGAAAUCCCAGCUUUAUGCUUCAGUCCUUUGGAAGCCAAUGGAAGAAUCUCCGUUCAAGGAUCAUUUCUGGCUAUCAAGAAGCUCAAAGAAUCUUUGCUAUUAAAAGCAAGUUCUCUUUUAGAAAAAAACAGGAAUAGACAGAGCCCCAGAGGGAGUACAUGGAAAAGUAGUCACUCUUUAAAGCCACCCAGGUCCUCAACACCUGAGACUAUGAGAAGAGGAGAAAGGCUUGUUCUCGACACAGAUAUUUUCCUUUACCUGAAAAAGACGAGUGGAUUUUAUGAAAGCACACUGAAAAAAUUUCAUGCUCUAUGUCAAGAGACAGUGGAUGGUGAAAUUACCACACUUUGUAUAAGGAAUGCUGAAGGUGGUUCUCAGCCAAACAAUGAAAAACAGGUAAAAGAGCUCAUUGAGAAAUAUUCACAUGCUCUUCACUUCGAGCUUAGAAAGGAGACAUUUAUUUUGGAAGGAAAGGAAAAUAGAGAGAAAAGAAAUAUUAAGCUGGCAUGUGAGCAACUAAGUUCGAGGUACCUUCAGGUUCUGGUUAAUUUUUAUUACACGCACAUUGACAUUAUAGGAUCUUCUUCUGACACGUACUCGUUUAAAAAAGAGGUCAUGAAAUUAAUAAGGCAGAAAGUGAGGUAAUAAAAUCCUCAGCAACAGUAACAAGAAUGGCUGCUGCCUUCCCUUACUGAGCAGUAGUGAUGUCAUGAGUGAUCCCAGCUUUACAGACAUUAUCUCAUUUAAUUCUUUGUUUGUUUGUUUGUUUUUUGGCUGCACCGCACAGCUUGUGGGAUCUUAGUUUCCCAACCAGGGAUCAAACCUGGGUUCCCUGCCGUGGAAGCGUGGAGUCCUAACCACUGGAUGCCAGGGAAUUCCCUAUCUCAUUUAAUUCUUGUGACCAUCUUUCAUCACAGGCAUUUCCAUCCUCAUAUUAUAGGGGAAGAAACUAGGAUUUGAAGAGGUGAAAACACUUGUCUGAAGUUAUCUAGCUGCCCAUCAGCAGGAGUUAAACCCAAAGAUAAUAUCUAAGGUAUAAAACUUCGAAAAUUAUAAAACUAAAUUUAAAGAAACUUCACUUUCUCUGCAACCCCAAAUUCUUAGAAAAAAGAGGUAGCCUUCAUUCUAACAUAUAAGAAGUUUGGAUGAUUACUAUGCCAUUGGCAAUUUCUUAAUAUUUACAAAAUUUGCAUUUACUCCAAAUAGAAUUAGAAUCCUAGCAAAACUCACUUGAGAAGCUACUUAGAUGGUAUUUCUGAUGCAGGUAGUCAUUACUUGACCAAAUCCCAUAUUAGUAUAAGGCUAUUGGACAUACAGAACAUUUUUACUGCUGCUUACUUAGCCUAAGUGCUUACAUAAAAUGCUGGUUCUCCUGUUGGAAUUAUGAAGGGAGUAUAAUGUCUACUUUAUAAUUGUAUUGUAAAAUUAAAAACAUUUCAGGAAUAAGAUCAUGGAUGAUAAGAAUAAUAGCAAACACUUACUUGCUAGGCAUAAUUUUAAAUGCAUUACAUACCUUUACUCAUUCAGUCCUGACAGCAGCCCUGUGAGUUAGGUACUAUCUUUAUCGCCCUUUCACACAUGAGGAAACUGGUGCCUAGUGAUAUAAUGUAACUUGCCCAUGGCUCUGAUUACCGAACGGUGCUUCUCCCUUUUGUAGUCUCUCACAAUUCUACUUAAAACAAUUGAGAAAUGUUUCCUUAAAGAUGACAGAAGGAUUUGAAAAUUCUUUACUGAAGGGAAGCCAGAGCUUGUAAGUCAUUUGGUUGUCUGUGACUGACGUGCAUUUAACUUAGCAUUAAGCCAAUUUUAAGUAUCGGGGGCACUGCAGAGACCCUCCCAGGAUAAUAAAAUGAUACAUCUUGCUCAUCUCAAAGUAAACAAACAUGGUUAUGGUAAUUUGAACUGUUUAUAUCAGUAGAAAAGCGUAAGAAAAAUCUAUAUGCUUUCAUUUUUCUUAGCUACCUAAAUCCCAAAUAUGUAAAUGAUUUCUAUUUCUUUAAAUAUGUUAUUUCAUUUCUGUAUGACUAAACUUUUUGCCAUGGGAAAAUUCUCUUUAUAGGAAGUGUCCAAUAAGGUAUCUUUAAAAAGGUGUUUGACUUUCAUUUUGCUUCUGGGGAUUUGUCUCAGUCUGGGUCCAGUCGGGAGAGAGAAGGCACACAGUAAUUUGAACAGGGAAAGUUUAAUAUAAAGAAUUGUUAACUAUGACGGGAUUGGAAUAAUGAGGGAUUGGCUCGUAAGAAACAGAGAAAACUCUACCAAAUACAGGAGUAGUUUAGACACAGCGCCCAGGGAAAACCUCCCCCACCCACCCUACAGGCCCCAAC
Balaenoptera ricei (Rice's whale) is the source of this 3103-nucleotide messenger RNA. It is a transcript of the gene RBM43, whose product is annotated as RNA binding motif protein 43. The transcript is spliced from 4 exons. Gene Ontology annotation, molecular function: RNA binding. Bases 234 to 1424 code for a protein of 396 amino acids. The record is from RefSeq and is a predicted model, not a curated record. Lineage: Eukaryota; Metazoa; Chordata; Mammalia; Artiodactyla; Balaenopteridae.